UUAAUGCUGCAACGUCGCUGCCACAUGCCGCAGCUACUGCUGUUGCUGCUGCUGCGACUGCUGUGACUGCUACUCCCGGGGUAAAAAAUUUAGGCCCAGCGUGAUGGACGGCGAUGGACGGGCAGCCAGGAAAGAGAUAGAAACCGAGCCAGCGCUGCAUAAAGGCUGAAGCGGAGAAGGCAGGAAGCCAAAACACGCCGGAUCCGGUGGGCAGCUUCGUCCUCGCCGUUUCCACCAGCCUCAACUCUUUCCCUCCAUUCCCUCCAUCCUUCCUGCCAACUCUCUCAUGCGCUGUCCCUCCCCCCCUCCGCUUUAGCCUUUUGGUGUGCCGCCGCCAAAUAACAGCGCAUUGAACCACGACUCCCCGGAGUGGCCUGCCGCCGACUCACAGUGAGUGACCUUGCCCCAAACGCAACCCUCCUAACCCUUGUUCCUCUCAAUCUCUCGUGCUCCCUUCCUGGACAAAAGCCUCUCAAUUCCACCACCCACCACUACCACCACACGACCGAGCGCUCGCUCGUUCCAAUCCCAUCUCCAGCCAAUUCUCCAUCUCCUCCCCCAUCCCACUCCUCCUCUCUGUCUCCUCACCCUCCUUCUCUUCUCUUCGGCCCUCCAAACCCUCGCCGAUACCUCUGCCUCGGUGCGUAUCGAACCCCCAAACCGUCCCGUUCGGCCGCCGGUCCUAGCUCUGCGCCAUUGUCUCGGCCCGUUGUUGGGAGGCUCCGUACCCUGCCAACUUUUGUCGCUCCCCUCCCGAGCCCUGCGAGCCCAGCCAACCGUCAGCCCUAGGUCCCCCUCGGUCGCCGGCCGCCGCCCCGUCACGGCCGCCUCGUCUAAUCGGAGCCUUAUCUUGUUGCUAACCGUGCCCCGUGCGGCGAACAACAAAAGUCACGACCAAAAAAAAAAAUCCCACGCCCCCGCCUUUGCGAAAAAAAGAAGACAAAAUUCCCAGGCCAUUGACCCUCCUCAAGAAAGCUCGCCGGGAGCUCGGUUGCUGUAGUCUCGUCUCGUCAUUUCGUUGCGCGCGCUCGACAAACAGCGAAGCUCGUCAACCCUGUCGGCUCCAAUCCCCCGCCCACAUCAAUCAACACCACCCCUCGCAGCCUUGCGAGCGAUUACGUGGGGGCCGUCGUCAUUUUCCGCGCGCCACUCCGUGUCUACACCCCUGAACCCACUCAGCCUCAUCCCAUAAUGUCUACGUCGGACGCUAUGGCAAACGACCUCAACGACAACAUGGAUCACCUCAAGGUGGGCGAUGAUGAGCCGCGUCUGGGUCCCGACGGAGGGCCCGCGCCCAAGACCGACGAGGAGUAUGCCCAGGCCCAGCUUACUGUGCGCGCCAUAGUCUCCUCGAAGGAGGCCGGUGUCAUUAUCGGCAAGGGUGGCAAGAAUGUCGCCGACUUGCGCGACGAGACGGGCGUCAGGGCCGGCGUCAGCAAGGUGGUCCAGGGUGUGCACGAUCGCGUCCUGACCAUCACGGGCGGCUGCGACGCCAUCUCCAAGGCAUAUGCCAUUGUGGCGCGUGCCCUCCUCGAGGGUGCCCCAACCCUGGGAAUGGGCGGGGUCGUCCAGAGCAAUGGAACACAUCCCAUCAAGCUCCUCAUCUCCCACAAUCAGAUGGGCACCAUCAUCGGCAGGGAAGGUCUGAAGAUCAAGCACAUCCAAGACGUCUCUGGCGUCCGCAUGGUUGCUCAGAAGGAUAUGCUGCCCCAGUCUAACGAGAGGGUGGUUGAGGUCCAGGGCACGCCAGAGGGCAUCCAGAGGGCUGUGUGGGAGAUCUGCAAGUGUCUGAUAGAUGACUGGCAGCGUGCCACAGGAACCGUUCUGUACAACCCCGCUGUCCGGACGCAACCCGGCGGCGCACCGCCACUGACCACCGGAGGACCUGGUUACAACAGCACUGGCGCCAGGGGUGACUACGGCAGCAGCCCCAGGGUCACACGCACUGGAAACGGCGCCGACUUCAGCAACGGCAGCACCCCGCGUUUGUACAACCGCCGCUCCGAUUCGGACGCAGCGAACCGAGGCCCUCCAACUCACGACGAGAAUGGCGAGGAGAUCCAGACCCAGAACAUCAGUAUCCCCGCCAACAUGGUUGGAUGUAUCAUCGGCCGGGCCGGCAGCAAGAUUAGCGAGAUCCGGAAAGCAUCAGGCGCCCGUAUCUCCAUCGCAAAGGCUCCUCAUGACGAGACGGGCGAGCGCAUGUUCACCAUCAUGGGCUCUGCCAAGGCCAACGAAAGCGCUCUGUUCCUGCUCUACGAGAACCUCGAGGCUGAGAAGAUACGCAGGAGCCAGGCCACCCAGCCCGAGUAAAUCGGGUUUCGUGGUGUGAUGUUCUGCCAGACAGCCACGCAACACUGCACCCUCUGCUCCAGCCCGAACAUCUCUGCGUUUUACCUCUGGGGCUCUUUCUCCGCACACGAACCAUCUCAUCUCACUGGGUCCUCUAAUUCUUGUUCUUUCUCGGUCAGACUUUGGUAAUCCCUUCGUUUUCUCCGAAGCAUAUCCAGACCUGACUUGCCGCAAGGCUGACUGACCCAUUUUGGCGGGCCGGGACGGCGACACCACGAUGCGAUGACAAUUUUUUAUUGCUCGACCUACUCACUCCAUAUCGGACUCUAUCAUGUUCCCUCCCCUUAUCUCCGCCAAAAACAAAACAAAUCUACCCCACUCGAAAAAAAAAGAAGAAAAGAAAAAGCCUUGAAAAAAAAAGAUCGAAGCAAAUCGCAACGGUCAUGGCAGGACACAUCCUGAAAUCACCGACCCUGUCUCACUCAUUCAACCCGGAUCCUCUCCUCCCAUUAUCAUCUCUUUUUUUCCACCACCAUCGCACGGGCUCCACUGACGAAGAUUGGUCGACAAUGAUGACUGAACGACGACGGACAGGGUCCAGUGCCCUGGAUACGACUGAUGCGAUGAUUUCGCACGAAAUUAUCCCCUCGGCAGGUUAUCAGUAUAUGCCAGCUUUGGCAUGGACUGAUUUUUGCCCUUUUUCGGGUUCGCUCUUGUCGUGUAUCCAAGUUUUCCAUCUUGGACCCGAUGCAGAGGCUAGAAACACACGAUUAGCCUCACUGCUUUGAUGCAUCGGAGGACUUUUCGCGAGAUGCCCUACCGCUGCUUUUCCUUGCCUCGGCUCGAAUCGAUGUUCUCGUCACGGACUUGCCCCUCCCGCCUCGCCGUCGCCGAGUCUGCUCGGUUGUCUGCCUGUAUUCAUCCCCUGCUCCAUCAUGAAGCCCGGGCGCCCGCAUUAUCAACGGAACUUUGCACGUUCGUAAAACGUGUCCUCCUGUACCUGAAAGCAGACAUUCUUGUACCCGCGCAGUUUUUGAGGUUGAACACACGGUUUGGACCAGACAUAGGCGGAAUUCCGGAGCGAAAUCCCCCCCCCCCCCAAAAAAAAAAUCCCCCCAAAAGAUUUUACCAUAGCAAUAGUGCCCGUCAUCCAUAUCCUCGUUCUCUUUUUUUUCUUUUUCCCCAGCCGACUCUUUGUCUCGCUGACGUUGUUAUACUCGAUCGUGGCUAUGAUGUUUUAUCGGAAAAGACAAGGUCGUCGAAUCGUGCAAUGCUUACGCUUGGAGACAAUCAGGGGAUGACAAUGCCCGAGGCGGACUUUGUAAGCCUGCGGAGGCAGUUGACAGUGAUUCGAUGUUCUCGAGUCGCUUUAUGAUAGCCUCGUAUUAGUUGAUAAAUCAAGGCUAGACGUAGAGGUACCUA
Gaeumannomyces tritici R3-111a-1 is the source of this 3714-nucleotide messenger RNA. RefSeq lists its product as hypothetical. Gene Ontology annotation, cellular component: cytoplasm; nucleus. Bases 1192 to 2313 code for a protein of 373 amino acids. Gene Ontology annotation, biological process: 3'-UTR-mediated mRNA stabilization. Gene Ontology annotation, molecular function: mRNA 3'-UTR AU-rich region binding. NCBI's taxonomy places the organism in Eukaryota, Fungi, Ascomycota, Sordariomycetes, Magnaporthales, Magnaporthaceae. The record is from RefSeq and is a predicted model, not a curated record. The transcript is spliced from 4 exons.